AUGAUAGGCCGCCAACCGGCCACGCUCGGCGUGUCGGUCACUUUCUUCGUCAUUGCCAGCGUCUUCGUCGCGUUGCGCUUCAUAUCGCGUGUCUUCGUGGUUAGGAAAGUCGCACUACACGACUAUUUGAUGCUGCUUGCGUGGGUGAUUGAUUUCGGCUUCUCGUUCUCCCUGUUCUACGCGGUUCGCAAUGGACUCGGUCUGCACUCAAACGAUGUCCUCCCCGAGAAUCAAGCUGCUCUCAAUAGAGCCAACUACGCAUUCACUGUCCUCUACAGCCCAGCAUUAAUGACCGUCAAAACGUCGAUUCUCGUAUUCUACUUGACCUUGACAAGGAACCAAAAGGUGUCUCGAUGGGCCAAUUAUGUCACCCUCGCUGUAGUCAAUGCCGCCGGCCUUGCGUUGACAAUGAUCAAUGUCUUCCAGUGUCGACCAACAUCCGCCGCGUUUACAGCCGGGCUAUCCUCAGACGCGCAUUGUAUCGAUAUAAUUACACUCUAUCUGUCCUCGUCUCCCGUGAACAUCAUCACCGACUUGGCGAUUUUGUUCCUUCCGAUGCCAAUUCUGACUCAAAUGCGCCUGCCGAAAAAGCAAAAGAUCAUUCUGGUCGUCACAUUCAGCUUUGGCUUCUUCGUGGCUGUCGUCGAUGUCAUUCGAAUUGCUUUCCUCCAGCAAGCCGCUACCUCGCGCCAAGUUGCAUUGAAGUCAGUUCAUAUUCAGAGCGUUGGCGCAUCAGACUUUAGCUGGUAUGCGUCGAUUUCCUUCAUGUGGUCUGUCGUCGAAGUCAACGUUUCGGUGAUUUGUGGAUGUGUCCCGAGCCUUAAACCUCUUGUCGCUCGCCUUUUACCCAAAUUAAUAAGGGACACCAGUGACGCCUCCAGUCCCACACCAUACCGAUAUGCAACUGGAGAGGGACCAGCUGUACCUCCGGCUGCAGUGAUCCCAGGUUCUGGCUCAAAGCAAUCGCCAGAGGACAGCAAAGGAAGCAAACCUUCUCAAAAGAAUAGCAGUACCGCUACCCGUCGGCGAAGCUCUCACGCACCUAUCUCCAUGCUGGACUUUCUGGGCCAUCCUCCUACGGGUCCCCAGGAUACUGAAUCUCACACCCAAACUGCUUCAUAUUACCCCCAUAUUACCUUCUUCGAUUUUGUGAACAUGAAAAAGCCAGAGAGUAUGCUUAAGCUGACCAACCGAGAGUCCAUAACUCCCAUUGCACUCGUCACUGUACUGUUCUUUCUCUGGGGCUUUGCAUAUGGCUUGCUCGACACGCUCAACACACAGUUUCAAACAAUUGUGAAUUUAGACAGUUGGCACUCCUUGGGAUUACACGGUGCAUACUUUGGAGGUUAUCUGGUUGGCCCAUUAUUGGUCGGUCGUCCGGUUCUUAGAACUUGGGGUUUCAAAUCCACCUUCAUCACCGGCUUGUGUAUAUAUGCUUGUGGUGCGCUCGUGUUCUGGCCUUCUGCGGUACUCACGUCCACUGCGGCGUUUAUAGUCUCGAACUUCAUCGUUGGUUUUGGCCUUGCGGUGCUGGAGACAGCUGGGAAUCCGUUCAUUGCGUUGUGUGGCCCCCUGGAGAACUCGGAAAUCCGGUUGAAUAUUUCGCAAGGCGUGCAAGCGAUUGGCAGCGUCUUGUCUCCUCUCCUGGCACAGAAGGUUCUUUUCAAGAAUGUACAUGACGUUGCUUCUUUGGUCAAUGUCCAAUGGACUUAUCUUGGCAUUGCUCUCUUCGACGUGCUUCUUGCAGUGGUUUUCUACUAUCUGCCAAUCCCAGAAGCAUCAGAUGAAGAUUUGGAAGAGCUGGCAAACCGACGCCGAGAUGAUAACCAGACCAAGGUUAUCGGCAUUCCAGUUGUUUGGCUCACCCUUGGCCUCGGAAUAUGGUCCCAAUUCUUCUAUGUGGCAGGCCAAGAAGUCCUUGCCACCAGUCUCGAGCGCUUUGUUGUUGCUGCGAAACCUGACUCUUCCCUGGGUGCCUUUGAUUUCCUGACCAUCGGCCAUACCCUUUUUGCUGUAGGUCGUUUUCUCGCUGCCUUUGCGCAGUGGUUUCUAAAGCCCCGCUGGAUCCUCAUGGUGGCCUACAUUGGUAUGGUUGUCUUUUCGGUGCUCUGUAUGAAUACCACCGGCUCUGCGGCCAUUGGCAUGGCCAUGAUGGUGUUUCUAUUCGAGAGUGGAGUCUACAGUAUUGUCUUUGCUCUCUCUCUACGUGGCACUGCUCGGCACACCAAAACUGCAUCGGCAUUGCUUACUAUGUGCAGCGGCGGCGGCGUUUUCUUUCCUUUUGCACAAAACGCUGCAUCCAAUGCACGUGGAAUAUCAUACUCGUUCUGCGUUCUGGUCGCCGUCUUUGCCGCCGGCGCCAUCUUCCCACUGUAUCUCAACUUAGUGCCUGCGGCGAAGAAACAAGUCGACCCUGUGCCUAAUGAGUACCUGCGUCGUCAUCAUCGCCGCAGCCGUGCCCCAGUGAGCGCGAUACCGCGCGAGAAGGAAAACCAGGCAAGGGGUGGUGUUCUAUCACGCCGACGAAGCUGGGUUUCCAAUCCAGAUGACUUACCUGAUCUCCCAUUCCCAGGCGACACUUACCGACCUCCUAUCUCUCAAAGGCUUCCCUCCAACAAAUCCAAUUCGACCUCCGAAGACUCCCAAUCCUCUCACAACUCUUCAAGACGUUGA
Messenger RNA from Penicillium odoratum, 2673 nucleotides. Its product is annotated as putative MFS monosaccharide transporter. Gene Ontology annotation, biological process: transmembrane transport. The record is from RefSeq and is a predicted model, not a curated record. Gene Ontology annotation, molecular function: transmembrane transporter activity. Lineage: Eukaryota; Fungi; Ascomycota; Eurotiomycetes; Eurotiales; Aspergillaceae. The transcript is spliced from 4 exons. Bases 1 to 2673 code for a protein of 890 amino acids.